CGCCGGAGGCUGCGGAGCCUGGAGGCUGUGGACGCCGUCGGGUUCGGCGUCCUAGUUGGGCCUCAGCUCCCGGCCCUGCCGGCCCGCCGAGAUUAGGAAGUGGCUGCCUGAACUAUUUUCCAAAGGAUAACUUUCCAAAGCAGCAGUUCACCAAGUUUACAAAGUUUACAGCUUUGCAAAUACGGCAGCUCACCAAGAAGAUCCUACUGGCUUGGGCGUCAGUUCUGGCAGCUUUUAAAUGUAGGUGGAAAUUCUUCUGGAAAACUGUGGGCACACACCUUCCCGCAGCCACAAGGGAUGCUGCGCCUCAGGUGCCGUCUGAAACGAGCUCUUCCCCAGAAGGUCCCGUGCAGGUUCUGUCCAGUGAUGGGGAAACUGCAGAGCAAAUUCAAACACAGCACUUACAAAUGCAGCAGGCCAGAUGGAUUUAUUGAAGAGAGGAUUCAAACUAAAGCCUUUCAAGAGUACAGCCCGGCUCACGUGGAUACCGUCUCUGUUGUUGCUGCUCUGAACUCAGACCUCUGUGUCUCUGGAGGAAAAGAUAAGACAGUUGUGGCCUAUAACUGGAGAACUGGAAAUGUGGUGAAAAGGUUCAAAGGACAUGAGCGUGAAAUCACCAAGAUAGCGUGUAUUUACAAAUCGAGCCAGUUCUUCAGCGCCUCUCGUGAUAAGACGGUCACGAUGUGGGACUUGCAGAGCUCCUCACAGCCAAGACAGCGGUUCUCUGGCCACACCAUGGUGGUCACUGGACUGACCGUGAGUCCAGAUUCAUCACAACUGUGUACCGGCUCCCGUGACAACACCCUGCUCUUGUGGGAUGUGGGGACUGGACGGUGUGCAGAGAGCGCUUCAGUCUCCAGGAACCUGGUCACUCACUUGUGCUGGGUCCCCCGAGAACCGUACGUACUCCAGACCUCCGAGGAUAAAACCGUCAGACUGUGGGACAGUCGGGGGCUGCAGGUAGCUCAUACAUUUCCCACCCAGCAGCACAUCCAGACGCACUGCGCAGUCAGUGAGGAUGGACACAAGUGUGUCUCCUGCAGCAGCGGCUUUGGAGGGGAAGGCUGUGGAGCCACGCUAUGGGACCUAAGGCAGACACGGAACAGAAUCUGUGAGUACAGGGGGCACUUCCAGACCGUUGCGUCCUGUAUCUUUCUACCCAGAGCUUUAGCCUCGAUGCCUGCAAUUGCUACCUCAUCACAUGACUGCAAGGUGAAGAUCUGGAAUCAAGACACGGGAGCCUGCCUUUUCACCUUGUCUCUGGAUGGAUCAGGACCUUUGACUUCCCUGGCGGUGGCCGACACCAUCUACUUAUUGUGUGCAAGUUUCAGCAGAGGAAUUCACUUACUCAGGGUGGACCACAGCCAAGGGCUGGAACUGCGGGAAGUGGCGGCAUUCUGAGGCCAAGAGACCUUCACUGGACAAGAGCAAACUGUGGCUCCUUCUUUCUCAGUGUGACUUUGUGUUUUUUCAUGUUCUCUUGAGGGGAGGGUGAUGUGGAGAUGAUGUUCUUUGCUUAGGUUCCCUUGGAAGAUAUGUCAGUGUUAGAAACCAGUUUAAGUCAAAAUCAGGUGUAGAGAUUAGUAAUAUGGACUCAAAUAUGGGUCUCAAUUGAAAUUAAAUCAAAGUACAAGUUUUAGUGA
This is a messenger RNA of Odocoileus virginianus texanus, 1643 nucleotides long. It is a transcript of the gene WDR31, whose product is annotated as WD repeat domain 31. Lineage: Eukaryota; Metazoa; Chordata; Mammalia; Artiodactyla; Cervidae. The record is from RefSeq and is a predicted model, not a curated record. Gene Ontology annotation, molecular function: protein binding.